Molecule: messenger RNA, 987 nt
Organism: Acaromyces ingoldii
Lineage: Eukaryota; Fungi; Basidiomycota; Exobasidiomycetes; Exobasidiales; Cryptobasidiaceae
Exons: 4
Coding region: 1-987 (328 amino acids)
Source: RefSeq, a predicted model, not a curated record
AUGGACCAGCACUGGAAGUCGUUUACCUCAAACGUUGGGCCGCUCGGCCAGCGCAUCACGCGGGGCUUCGGCAACCUCAACCAGCAGGCUCGCGAGCGGUUUGGUGCCGUUGACGUCGACGACAUCACCGAGCUGCCCGACGAGUACCGCAAGCUCGAGGAUCGCGUCGAUGCGCUCAAGGCGGCCCACACCAACCUGGGAAAGAUCGCGCGCGCCUAUGAAAACGAAGGCUACGACUACCCUACACAGGUGCAGGAGUCCAUCACCCAGAUCUCGGCUCAGGUUGGGCACAGCGUGACGACGUGGGCCUCGCAAGCUGCCAAGCAGGCCAACGUCAAUGUCAAUGUGCCUCAGACGUCUGCGCCGCCUACGGCCCACAAGACGCUGGCCCACGCACUGUCGCGGGGUGCUGCCUCUGGCGCACUCGAGCUGGGUGCGAGUCCCACGAGUCUCGCCGGUCUCAGCAGCCCCACGAGCCCCAACUCUUCGAGGACGGCGGUGGCGCAAGAGGAGACGAAGCUCGGCGAGGCGCUCCAGAAGUUUGCCCUGGCCCAGGACCGCGUGGGCAACCUGCGCCUGACGCAGGACGACGCGAUUCACGGCGGCUUCCUCCAGCCUUGGAGCGCAUUCGGGAGCCAGAUUCAGCUUGCUGUCAAGGCUCGCACCUCGGUCAGGGAGGCCAGGCUGCACCUCGACUCGUGGCGUCAGGCCAUGAAGGCGGCUGAGGCGAGCGGAAAGCGAGAAAAGGUCGAGUCGAUGAGGCAGGAUGUCGAAGGCGCAGAGGACAAGCUUGUCAGCGCCACGGAAGAGGCCAUCACCGUCAUGAAACGUGUUCUGGAAGACCCUCAGCCGCUCAAGAGCCUGGCGGCUUUCGUAAAGGCACAAGCCGAGUUCCACCAGGCCGCCAACGAGGUCUUGGCAGAGGCCGCCCAGGUCCUCUCUUCGGCUGCCAUGUCUGCCGAAUCCGACUACAUGUCAAGCCGUUAA